AUGGGAUGCUGGACUAGGGGUCCGAUUAUCGGACGGGGGUCCUCCGCAACGGUUUCUCUAGCCACCACGGCUUCCGGCGAACUCUUGGCCGUGAAGUCCGCUGAUCUUUCUUGCUCAAGCUUGCUGCAAAAAGAGAAAAGCUUGAUUUCUGAACUUUCCUCACCUUACAUAGUUAAAUAUGUAGGCUGUGAUGUUACAACAGAAAAUGAUAAGCCUUUGUACAAUUUGUUGAUGGAGUAUGUUCCCGGUGGCACGCUUUCUGAUCAAAUAAGGAAGCAGGGAGGUCCAUUGGAGGAGUCCAUGAUUCAAGUCUUUGCACAUCAAAUCUUGCAAGGAUUGGAUUACCUUCAUUUGAAUGGAAUUGUUCACUGUGAUAUCAAGGGCCAGAAUGUGUUAAUUGGCAGAGACGGGGCGAAAAUUGGAGAUUUGGGAUGCGCUAGGAUGGUUGAAGAAGGAAAUGGGAUGGCCGGAAAAUCAGUAAUCGCUGGCACACCUAUGUUCAUGGCACCAGAGGUUGCUCGUGGAGAAGAACAAGGAUUUGCUGCUGAUAUAUGGGCUCUGGGGUGCACUAUCAUCGAAGUGGCGACGGGGAAUAAUCCUUGGCCUGAUAUGGAAGACCCUGUUUCUGCUUUGUAUAGAAUUGGUUAUUCAGGGGAUGUGCCAGAAUUUCCAUGGUGGCUUUCAGAUAGUGCUAAGGAGUUCUUGAGCAAGUGCUUGAAAAGAGAUGCAAAGAAAAGAUGGACGGCUCGAGAGCUUCUUCAUCAUCCAUUUUUUCAUGGUGUUGGGGAGGAGAAGGAAGCAGAGUUUGUGAGGAAUUCUCCUACUACUGUGUUGGAUCAAGGCUUUUGGGAUUCCAUGGAGGUAGCUGAAUCUUCUUUGCAGGAUUCUUCCCACAUUGUUUCCUCUUUGGGUUCUCCAGCUGAUAGGAUCAAGAAUUUGAUGGAAAAUUUGUUUUCAUCAAAUGCAAAUUUUCCCAAUUGGUCAGAGGAUGGAGAUUGGGUCACAGUUAGAGGCACCGACUCGCAAGAAAUCCAACCAGUUUCUCAGCAGAAUGAGAAUUCAGAAGUCCAUGAUUCCCAAUUAGCUAUGGAUCCUUUUUUGUACUCAAUUGAUCUUGAAGAAGAGCUCGAGAGCUCAAUUGUGAUUGAUGACUUGUUAAUCAAUUGCUUAGUUGAUGAGAUUAGUAAUGUUGGAAAUGUUAGUGGUGGAUUAAAUCUGACAUUGUCCUGUGAUAAUGUGGAAGAAACUUUCAAUUUUCUAGCUAAAAUUCUUGAUUUUGAUAUGAAUAUAAUGAAAUGUUGGUUUCUCAUUAAUUCCAUACUCUCAGAAGCCCAUGUCUUUUUAUGUCUACUUUACUUCAAAGUUUCAACAUAUUUGAUGCCAUUAACCUUCAAUCAAACUUUAGCAUCUUGA
Coffea eugenioides is the source of this 1413-nucleotide messenger RNA. Its product is annotated as mitogen-activated protein kinase kinase kinase 18-like. Gene Ontology annotation, biological process: protein phosphorylation. Gene Ontology annotation, molecular function: protein kinase activity; ATP binding. The record is from RefSeq and is a predicted model, not a curated record. NCBI's taxonomy places the organism in Eukaryota, Viridiplantae, Streptophyta, Magnoliopsida, Gentianales, Rubiaceae. The transcript has a single exon. The coding region runs from base 1 to 1413 and encodes 470 amino acids.